Asparagus officinalis (garden asparagus) is the source of this 1390-nucleotide messenger RNA. RefSeq names its product bifunctional nitrilase/nitrile hydratase NIT4B-like. Gene Ontology annotation, molecular function: nitrilase activity; nitrile hydratase activity. The transcript has 5 exons. Gene Ontology annotation, biological process: detoxification of nitrogen compound. The coding region runs from base 123 to 1172 and encodes 349 amino acids. NCBI's taxonomy places the organism in Eukaryota, Viridiplantae, Streptophyta, Magnoliopsida, Asparagales, Asparagaceae. The record is from RefSeq and is a predicted model, not a curated record.
ACCUUACAUGAAUGAUCCACGAAGGAAGUUGCUAGAAAACCCCUGUUCCCUGUGGUUGGGGCGUCUUUAGAUGAUAGACCCCUCCUCUCCUCCCCUCUUCCUUAAAAAUCAAUAAAUUAAUUAUGGCUUUAGUUCCGUCAACCGCCGUCGAGUCUCCGUUAAUAGCGGAGGUGGACAUGGGUGGCGCCUCCUCCGAUCCCUCCUCCGUCACCGUUAGGGCAACCGUAGUCCAGGCCUCCACAGUCUUCUAUGAUACGCCGGCCACUCUCGAUAAGGCAGAGAGAUUAAUUGCAGAUGCAUCUGCCUAUGGGUCACAGCUAGUUGUAUUUCCAGAAGCAUUUGUUGGUGGCUACCCCCGUGGUUCAAAUUUUGGUGUCACCAUAGGCAGCCGUUCAGCCAGGGGUAGAGAGGAAUUCAGGAAGUAUCAUGCUGCAGCUAUUGACGUGCCUGGUCCUGAAGUUGAUCGCUUGGCAGCAAUGGCUGGAAAAUAUAAGAUCUUCUUAGUAAUGGGUGUGAUUGAGAGAUCUGGAUACACCCUCUAUUGUACAGUUCUUUUCUUCGAUCCUCAGGGUCAGUACCUAGGGAAGCACCGCAAACUCAUGCCUACAGCACUGGAACGUGUAAUUUGGGGCUUUGGAGAUGGAUCCACCAUUCCUGUUUAUGAAACUCCUAUUGGAAAGAUUGGUGCCCUCAUUUGCUGGGAGAAUAGGAUGCCUUUAUUAAGGACAGCACUAUAUGGUAAAGGUAUCGAAAUAUACUGUGCUCCCACUGCCGAUGCGAGGGAGGUGUGGCAGGCUUCAAUGACCCACAUUGCCCUCGAGGGUGGAUGCUUUAUUCUGUCGGCAAAUCAGUUCUGCCGAAGGAAAAACUACCCACCACCACCGGAUUAUGUGUUUGCAGGUAUUGAUGAUGAUGAACCUUCACCGGAUACUGUGGUAUGUGCUGGUGGAAGUGUCAUCAUCUCGCCCUCAGGGACUGUUCUGGCUGGUCCUAAUUAUGAAGGAGAGGCUCUCAUAUCAGCUGAUUUAGAUCUUGGGGAAAUAGUGCGAGCCAAGUUUGAUUUUGAUGUUAUAGGACAUUAUUCAAGGCCAGAGGUGCUGAGCCUAACAGUUAAAGACCAUCCACAGAAUGCAGUCUCGUUCACAUCUGCUGCUAAGGCUGAAAGCAUGUAACAAAGUAAUCAUUAAUGUUGUAAUGCGUUCAGUAUUAUCAUUGCAUAACAAAUGUUCACCUUGAUGGCUCCAUUGUUCAUAUUAGGGAAAUAUUGCAUCAGUGCAAUUAUUUAACGGGUACCCAAGUGAAGAUAUUUCAGUCUUUCGAAAAACCAUAGACUGAAUGUGCAUCCUUUGUUUUUUCUGUGUAUUUGUAUGGAGAUAUGUUCUCUCUCGUA